Molecule: messenger RNA, 3330 nt
Organism: Poecilia reticulata (guppy)
Lineage: Eukaryota; Metazoa; Chordata; Actinopteri; Cyprinodontiformes; Poeciliidae
Gene: il7r
Product: interleukin 7 receptor
Biological process (GO): positive regulation of receptor signaling pathway via JAK-STAT; hemopoiesis; cytokine-mediated signaling pathway
Cellular component (GO): membrane; external side of plasma membrane
Molecular function (GO): cytokine receptor activity; protein binding
Source: RefSeq, a predicted model, not a curated record
CUGCUGAGCGCCGCGGUGCCGCCACAGUUCAGGGCGAGCGGAGAACAGGUGAGUUGGUGCUGCUGCAUGCAGACGAUGCUGCCUGGCUGGACGAGCGUCCUGAUGCUGCUGCUGCAGGCGGCCGGGAGCCGGGCCCAGAGCGGAGACGGCGACCCGGACUCAGAACCGAGCCUCAGCUGCAGCUCUCAUGUCAGCGUCCGGGCGAACAGCCUGACCUGCCACCUGCUGGGACGCCAUAGAGACGAGGACGACGAGGACGGAGACAGAGACGCCAUCGACAAGAUGAUCGUCUGCCAGGUGAGGAUGGAGAACGACAGGAUGGAGGAGAAAUGUGUGAGGGCUGAUGGAGGCACGGUGAGCGGUCUGAGUACAGUGGCCGUCGCCAACGUGACGGUCCACCGGCGGGGAGGAGGACGGCUGUCAGCCACCGUGCUGCUGGAGAAGAUCGUGAAGCCCAAAAGUCCGAGGAUUUUCAACGUGACAAUGGAUCCGAUGAAGAACCGGGCUGAGAUCUACUUCCAGAUCCCCUACAGCAGAGACUACCUGAAUCUGAACACCCAGAUCUUCCAGCUCAACCUGUGGACCCACGGCAGCAACAUCACCCAGAACGUCACGUCUAAGAACUUCCUGCACAUCGACAGGCAGCACCUCCGUCAGGACUCUGAGUACCAGGUCAGAGUCCGGUCCAUCCCUACCGGCGUUCUGCAGGGAACCUGGAGCACCUGGAGCCCCGAGUUCCCCUUCCACAUGCCGCCUGAGGAGAAGCUGCCGAGUUCAGAUAAGACGGAGUGGACCGUCUCCGGACCCGUCCUGAGCUUCGUCUCUGCGCUGGUGGUUCUGUGCAGCAUCAUCAUCGUCUGGAAGUCGGGGAUCUUGUCCUACAUGUGGCCCAGCAUCCCACACCCCAAGCAGGCGCUGGUCCAGAUCUGCAAACCGAACAAGGGCCUGUUGCUGGACCUCAACCCUGAGGUCUUCAGCUCCCUGCGAGUCCUGCCGCUGGAGAAGCCACAGGCGGAGGAGGCAGAGCCGCACAGGAGGCCCAUUGGGACCGGGUCCGCCGCCGGGUCCCAAUCCAGAUCCCAGUCCGCCGCUGGGUCCCAAUCUGGAUCCCAGUCCUCCGCCGGGUCCCAAUCUGGAUCCCAGUCUGGAUCCAGGUCCAGCUCCUCCCACAGCACCACCAGCAGCGCCUCCAGCGCCGUCACAGAGGAGCUGGAGGUCUCUGCGCUGCUGAGCUGCUCAGACGGCGAGGACAGCGUCCCCAGCAGCGCCCCGUCCCCCGUCGACGUCCUGCGGCGCGAAGACGAGUCCCAGAACCUUCUGGCCCGGCGUGGCGGCCCGGGGCAGGAGGAGGCCUACGUCACCAUGUCCAGUUUCUACCAGAGCCAGUAGCACAGCGCCACCAGCUGGAGGACCAGCGUCUCAUCUGUCCUUCACAUCUGACUCCCAAAGCUGGACUCAUACGACCUUUGACCCUUCCUCAGGCAUCUUUGUUCAUUCUUCAGGGCUCCUCUCAGUAUUUGACCUUUGACCUCAUGUAGCUGCUUCCUGACUGGACCCUAAGCCCCCAGUCCCCCAGAACCUGAGAACAACCAGUUCCUCUUACUGGUCCCAGCGCUCACAUUCACACUAACAGGACGAGUCACAUGGUCUACGGCAGCCAAUCAGAGGCCAGCUUCUCCUCUGUCCCUGAUUGGCUCAGGAAACGAUUUUAUUUUAGCAGUUUGAUCGAAUAUUACAGCCUGAAUGAGGAUAAUAAAUAAUUUAAUUUGGGGAAUAAAGUCAUAAUAUUAUCAGAAUAAAGAGAAAAACCUGAAAUGUUAUCAGAUGUGAACGGCUCAGCUGCAGGUUUUCAUUUCUAGUCAAAGUUUAAAUCCUGUGACUGAUUUUCUGAUGCUGAUAUGAUAAAAACUUAUUUAUAAAACCCAUAAAGAUGUUCCUCAUUUUAACACAAAGAUCAAAAAAAUGUUUUAAACGGAGGAACUGAAAAAAUUUACAAGAUGAUUCUGACAAAACGACAAAUUUAUUCUCUUAUUCCGGCUUUAAUAUCAUGUUAUUAUCAUUAUUACUAUCAUUAUUAUCAUUAUUACUAUCAUUAUUAUCGUUAUUACUAUCAUUAUUAUCGUUGUUACUAUCAUUAUUAUCAUUAAUACUAUCAUUAUUAUUGUUAUUACUAUUAUUAUCCUCUCCUGUUGUUUCGGCUUCAUGCUGGUAGAGUUUCUGUCUCACACCGGACCUGCUGCUGGUUCUGAACAUUUGGGUCAAACUGAUUCUGAUGUUUUCACAGGUCCUGCUGUAGAUCCAAACGGACUUUGGUUCUCCAUGAAGCUCAGUUAAAUCAGAAGGUUCUGUUGGUGGAACAUGGCAGCAGAACCAGAACCAGGCGGUCCAUUUGACCCGUUCUGGAGGUUCUUCAUUCAAGGUUCUGGUCCCAAAGUUCACAAGCGUUCCUGAUCUCAGAAGAGAAACUCAGAGACCCAAUCAGAACCAACCAGAAGGUUCUGAUGGACUUCCUUCAUCUGGCUCCAGAACCUUCUGAUAGAACUGAACCUUCAGAAGAACCAAAGCAUCCAAACCCAACAGAACCAAGAGACAGAACGGUUCCUCUGGUUCUGAUCCGUUCAGUUCAGAUUGAAGGUCGUCUGAAGGAACCAAGGAAUCAUCAUUCAGUCCGAUCAUUUGGGUCAGAACCGGGUCAAAAGCCAAUCACAGCCCAGAUUGGGUCGACGUGAUCGUAAAGGUCGUUUCCAUGGAAACCAGCUGGUUGCCAGUCAUGUUCAGCCUCCAGAACCUUCAGAGUUCUACAUGUUCUGUGGUUUGACCCGGUUCUGUUUGGGUUCUGGUUCCUAACAGCAGUGGAACCUGUGGAAACAUCAGAGACGUUCUUUAGAAGCUGCUCCCAUCCGGACCCGUCCGGUUCUGGACCCGUCCGGACCCUCAGAACCGGCCGCUGCUGCAGAGUUUCGUUUCCCCUGCAGCACUCAAACGCAUCGCGUGCCGAGUGGGAACUUCCUGUUGCCACGGCGACCUGUUUGUUCUGAUUGUGGUCGGGUCGGGUCGACGUCGCUGCUGUAAGAUCCGACCCGGUCCAAACGUCACGAGCAUCCAGACCAGAAUGUAUGGCUCCGCUUUGUCUGUAUUAGUGUUCUGUACAUACUGCCAGGUUUGAACUAGGACCUUUAUUUAACCGCUGUUAACCAGUUAUUGAUUGUGAUCAAUAAAGUAAAAAAUUCAUAUGAAAAGUUUCUGUUGAAAUGAUGAAGCAAAGUUUCACAUCCUAGAGAUGGAAAUCAAUUAUUUGAUAUCAGUGAUCACUGUAAAACAUUAAUAACA